Penicillium argentinense is the source of this 2337-nucleotide messenger RNA. Its product is annotated as C2H2-type zinc finger protein. Lineage: Eukaryota; Fungi; Ascomycota; Eurotiomycetes; Eurotiales; Aspergillaceae. Gene Ontology annotation, molecular function: zinc ion binding; DNA-binding transcription factor activity, RNA polymerase II-specific; RNA polymerase II cis-regulatory region sequence-specific DNA binding. The transcript has 3 exons. Bases 1 to 2337 code for a protein of 778 amino acids. Gene Ontology annotation, biological process: regulation of transcription by RNA polymerase II; DNA-templated transcription. The record is from RefSeq and is a predicted model, not a curated record. Gene Ontology annotation, cellular component: chromatin.
AUGGCUCCCUCGGCUCCCGGGACGGCCAGCAACUCGCCGGCCAAGAAGACCUCCGCCCCAGAGAAGAAAUACAAGUGCCAAUUUUGCAAUCGCGCCUUCAGCCGAAGCGAGCACCGCAGCAGACAUGAACGUUCUCACACAAAAGAGAGACCCUUCAAGUGUUUGAAGUGCCGGAGUACCUUUGUUCGUCGCGACCUUCUCCUUCGCCAUGAUCGGACUGUACACGCCAAAGAUGGCGGAAUUCCCCUGGUUGCAGAGGGACGCAGACGUGGUGGAGGUGUCCAGAAGUCUUCCUCAUCUAGCUCUGGUCCGUCUAAGCCUUCGAUCACCAUUGAUCCGGCGACACUAGAGCAGAUUGAGGCAAGCAGUGACGGUAUGGUCGACCUUGAAACUGCAGCCAUGUUGAUGACAGAUUUCCAACAUAAGGCUGCAGCAGCGGCGACCGGUCAGGUCUCCGAACGUUCCGAAUCCCUUUCCCCCGGACGCGGUUCCUUCGAGCCCUAUCUCUCUGGGAACGCGACCUUGCCGCAAAUGCCCUGGGAUACUCUCGCCUCCCCCGCGGAUACUGGCUCGAUGCCGACCCUCGUCGAUCGCCAUGGCCCCGUCGGAGACGUGCUCCUGUCCAACUCCCUGCCCAUGUCCGGAAACUCGACCCCGAAUGCCCUGUCCCCGUAUCCCUCCAUGACCGGCCCCGUUAGCCCCGUCAACUACCGUCGCUCUCCCGGACCCAGCCAGGCAUUGACUCUCCCCAAGGCCCCCCAAAUCGCUGACGAGAUGGAGCGCAGACUGGUGGUCGAGCGUGUGCAAAGCGCUGAUACGCUGGGUGCCUUGCCCGAGACUUUCCAGCUGCCAACUACUGUUGCGCUGAACCGGUAUUUGUCCACGUACUUCAAUCUGUACCAUCCUCACCUGCCGUUCCUUCACCAGCAGUCCUUUAACCCAGCCACCGUCUCGGCUCCCCUCUUAUUGUCCGUCUUAUCCAUUGGCGCUCUGUACACUUUCGAGCGCGAGCAUGCUUUCAUGCUGCACGUUGGCUCCAAGGUCCUCGUCAACCAGUUCCUGCAGCACAAGGAGAACUUCGACUCCCGCAAGUGCCCGCUGUGGCUGAUGCAGGGCACCCUGCUCAAUAUGGUCUUCGAGAGCUGGAGUGGUGACCCCAAGGGCCUUGAGUGGACUUGCUCCAUCAAGAGUCUGCUGGCCAACAUGGUCGCCGGCAACCGGUACCAGCUCAAGGUCCGCACCGAGGCCCGCCAGGGUAUCCAGCCCUCCCGUGAGGAGUGGAUUGAGGAUGAGUCUUGCCGCCGCACCUACUUCGCGGUCUACAUCUUCUUCGGCAUGCUUACUCUCACCUUCAACCACACUCCUGCCAUGAGCUUCGACGAGUUCGACAACCUGGAACUGCCGUCCUCAGAGUCACUCUGGAACCUUGAUCCUGCUGACGAGGACUCCUGGCGUCGCGGUGUGGCGAAUGGUACCCUCACCGUUCGCGAGGCCCACGAUUUCCUGUUCCAGGGCGAACAGACUCGCUACAGCGCUUUUGCCACUCGUGUUCUCAUCAACGCCCUGUUCUUGCAGGUUUGGAACCACAAGCGCAGCUUCGAAGCCCUGCAGGAUGUGGUCACCGAGUACAAGUUGCGUCUCGCUCUGGAGACUUGGGAAAGCUCGCUCGAGGUCUGCGAGGCCGAGACCAUCGUUGUUCCCCUUAGCACCCCUCAGAAGGGCCACCCCUUGAUCUUCAACUCGAUGGCUGUCUACCGUAACACUCGUGCUCGCCUGGAAGUUGACCUGAAGUCCAUCCAGGAGGCCAUGCGUUACCACUCCUCGUACGAGGUGGCCGCCGCUAUGACCGUUGCCCGCGAGAAGGUCAAGCGCUCACAGGAGAUGAACAAGGUUGUACAGCAAUGCUUCGAGUGCAUUGAGAUCGCUGCCAUCCAAGGAAUCAACUGGGUUGCGAAGACUUCUGCCACCAACUGGAGUGUCGAGCACCCGCUCUGCGGUCUGGACCUGAUGGUCAUCCUGAGUCUCUGGCUCUACCGCCUGGAACAUGACGACGAGCCGGCGACUGAGGCGGAAUUGGCCCUCUAUAACAAGGUUCGGAACCUGUUCGACGACGAUGCCAUCGAUGCAUUUGGCAAACUCAGCUCCACCGUGGCCCGUGUUUGGGGUAACAUCCUUGACGGCGUGGUUGUCUGGGGAAUCACCAAGUUGAUGGGCGAGUCGUUUAAGCUCCACUCCCAGGCCUUGGUCGGCUACGAAGACUCUCUGCGAGUCGCCAAAGACCAACCGAUCCACGUAGUGCCUCCCAAGUCGCUCGCCAGCGUCGGCACCGCGUACUAA